AUGGUUGAGACCGCCCAACCCACGCACAAUGACCCGGCCCUGGACCCGGUCGUCCCUAAGACCGAGCCCCUGCCGGAGGGCUCGAUCAGUUCCGCCGUGUCAACGCCGGACCCCGAAGGGGAUGUGUUGACGCCAGAUGUGGCCCAGACACAAAAGCGAAAGGGAGGCCGCAAACCUAUCUAUGCCACCUCCGAGGAACGUAAGCAGCGCAACCGCCAGGCCCAGGCCGCCUUCCGCGAGCGUCGCACAGAGUACAUCCGUCAGCUCGAGUCCACCAUCAAGCGCAAUGAGGAGUCCCUGCAGUCCCUGCAGCAGAGUCACCGCACCGCUGCUGAUGAGUGCUUGAUGCUGCGCUACAAGAACUCGCUUCUGGAACGCAUCUUACUCGAAAAAGGUAUCGAUGUCCAGGCGGAACUCCGACUGAAGGCCGGGGCCCCCGGGGCUGGCGCGGGCAAGCCCAACAACCCCAUGGCCGCCAAACCGCCUUCCAGCCUGGAGCGUGCCGCGGCUGCCAACCGCAACUCGGCCCAGAGACACCCCGGCAUCGCGCCCAAGGAGCCCUUCGGCAUGUCGCAGCAUCGCGACGGUGCGUAUGGUAUUCCAUCACCACAGUUCCAGGCCACGCCGCCCUCUCACGUCUCCUCCCCGUCCCACGCCAAGUCCCCCGGCUUCCCCUUCCAGGGGGCGAUGUCGCCUGUCGGGGUCGACCCCCAGGCGCAGCGCUCGCAGAUGCUCUCGCACUCGCGGACGCUCAGCCAGACCACGCCCCCGAUCAGCAUCGGCCAGCCGGACUCGACCGACCCGAAGUCCGCGAUGCCGGGUGGCACCAACCCUCGAGCUCCCCGUGUCCCCUCCGCGUACUACCCAUCGCCCUUCCAGAAGCACUAUGACCAACUGGAACAGGAGUACGAUGCCCAGGCCGACAUGAUCGACGAUGAGCAUGACUCGUCGACGGUGGGCGCGUCCCCGUAUGUCGCCGGCUACAGCAACCCCGCGUCCGUCGCCGCUGGCUCCCACCCCAUGGGGGCGCAUGGUCUCAACCAGUACAACACCCACACGGGAGAGGGGGCCAACGGAGCGUACGGCAACACGAACCACCUCAUGGGGAACUACGAGCCGAUGCUGGAUGCCGACCCCUUUGGGCUGAGCGCCAGCAUGCAUUUCCAGACCCCUUUCAGUUACGAGCAGAAUAAUACCACCCGCCAUUAA
Molecule: messenger RNA, 1209 nt
Organism: Aspergillus heteromorphus CBS 117.55
Lineage: Eukaryota; Fungi; Ascomycota; Eurotiomycetes; Eurotiales; Aspergillaceae
Product: bZIP transcription factor
Exons: 4
Coding region: 1-1209 (402 amino acids)
Cellular component (GO): RNA polymerase II transcription regulator complex
Molecular function (GO): DNA-binding transcription activator activity, RNA polymerase II-specific; transcription cis-regulatory region binding
Source: RefSeq, a predicted model, not a curated record